CUAAAAGCUCUGAGCAGCGAGCAUCCCUUCAGAAUGAGGAUUCAGACGACAGCAUUACCGCAGCCAGCAUUUUAUCCGAUUCCAGCCACUUGGAAAUGGAAGAGCCGAGCACUUUGCAAAAAGCGCCGGAAAAGGUGACUAAUCAAGAUCGUGUAUCUGAAGUUCUCAACAAAGCCAUGACCGCGCUCAAAUUUGAACCCGAGCGUCCUCAGGAAUUUGAUCUAGCACAGAUCAUUGAAUCAAAUAAAGUGCUCAUACUUCCGGCCGAUGCCAUCCUGUAUUAUGCAAUGGACAAGAAAGUGAAUCAUGACUUCAUCCUGAGAUUCACCGAAAGAAGAUCUUCAUGUCUAUGCAAGUUUGAGCUGCAAUGUUCGAGCCUCCUUCCCAAUGUGAAUCAAUGAGCUCUGGUGAGGAAGGGCUUUAGAGAGCUCACCGCCCUGAUUUUUGAGAGGUCGUAUGUAUUUUAUUUCCUUCUCCUCCUGUAAAUCGCUUGGUGCUCGACAUAGGAUUCACUAAUUAGACAUUUACACAUAACCACUUUAAAAUUAAAAUGGUUCACCAUCGAGGCUAUGCCAACAAUACCAGCCACAGGUAGAAGAGAAAAUCAUCUGAGUUCUUUGUCUAAGUUUGUUUCUAAAAAUAGUGUUCAGUAAAUGUUUUCAAUGUUCUUACAUUUGUUUUAAAUUAAAAAACUUAAAUUGCAA
Molecule: messenger RNA, 704 nt
Organism: Stegostoma tigrinum
Lineage: Eukaryota; Metazoa; Chordata; Chondrichthyes; Orectolobiformes; Stegostomatidae
Product: ral guanine nucleotide dissociation stimulator-like
Exons: 4
Coding region: 96-401 (101 amino acids)
Biological process (GO): signal transduction
Source: RefSeq, a predicted model, not a curated record